AGACCAGAUCUGUGUUGUUUGAAGGACAGUGCAGCUUCUGUUGUUGCUUAUCUCCUGCUCUAGAGCUAACCAUUUUCAGUUUGGCAGUUUUUCACAGCUGUACUAUCCAAAAGAAUCUACCUGCCAAAAUGACAUCCUAUUCAGGACGUUCAAUCCAGAGCACCUCAGGGAGGGUGCAGGUCAACAAAUUUAAUCCUGUUAGCUCUGGCCCCUCUAGUGUUAGGACAGGUGGGUCCUUUAGCAGCCGGAGCAUUGGAGCCCCUAUACAAUCUAUUCCCUUAAUGUCUACUGUAACACUCAAUCAGAAUCUGCUGGCCCCUUUGAAACUGGACAUUGACCCCAAUAUUGGCCAUGUUCGAAAACAGGAAAAGGACCAGAUCAUGGACCUGAACAACAAAUUCGCUGCACGCAUAGAUAAGGUCCGUUUUCUUGAACAGCAAAACAAAAUGUUGGAGACCAAAUGGAGCCUUCUACAGGAACAGAAAACCCAAAAGUGCAAUGUUGAGCCAAUGUUUGAAGCCUUUAUCAAUGGCCUUCGUAGACAAGUAGAUAACAUCAACAGUGAUCGAGACAAGCUGAACAGUGAACUAAGAAAUAUGCAAGAUUUAGUUGAAGAUUUUAAAAACAAAUAUGAAGAUGAAAUUAACAGAAGGACUGGUCUUGAAAAUGAAUUUGUUACAAUAAAAAAGGACGUGGAUGCAGCAUAUCUCACAAAAGCUGAUCUUGAUGAUAAAAACAAUAGCCUUGCAGAUGAAAUUAACUUCCUGAGAGCAGUGCAUGAUGAGGAGAUCCGCUGCAUGCAGUCUCAAAUACAAGAUGUUUCUGUCAUUGUGGAACUGAAUAACAAUAGAGGACUGGACAUGGACAGCAUUAUUGCUGAUGUAAAAAGUCAGUAUGAAGCUUAUUUGAGCAAGAGCCGACAGGAGGCCGAGGACACGUACAAGAGUAAGUACGAUGAACUGGCAAAGCAGGCUGGACAAUUUGGUGAUGAUCUCCGUCUUACAAAGAAUGAAAUUGCAGAGCUCAACAGAUACAUUUCUAAACUUAACCUUGAAAUCGACUCUUUAAGAAACCAAAAUUCUGGACUUGAGAGUGCAAUAGUGGAUGCUGAAGGCCGUGGUGACAAAGCUGUUAAUGAUGCCAAGGCAAAAAUUGCUGACCUUGAUGCAGCUUUACAGAAAGCAAAACAAGACAUGGCUAAUCAAGUACGAAUGUAUAAUGAUAUAAUGAAUGCAAAACUGAGGCUGGACAUGGAGAUUGCUACCUACAGGAAACUUCUUGAAGGAGAGGAGGACAGGAUGAACACAGAUGCUUCUUUCUCUGUGCGUGCUGUACCUGUUUCUGCCAGUCGCUCCUACACUUACGAAUCAGUUCCAAGUACGCCAUCUGGUCCUUCAGGAAAAACUGUGAUGAUCAAAACUGUCGAAUCCUCAAGAGACGUCAGAGGAGUUAUUUCCAAAUAAAACGCUACUGUGCAUUUCCUACAAAAGUGAAUGCACAGCCUUCUUUAACAACGAAUGAUUGGGCAAGUUAUGUUUUCAUUAUUGCAACAUUUAGAUAAACUUUGUUAUCCCCAACACAGAAAUAUGGCACUGCUGGGUAAAAUGCAAUAAAUGCAGUGGUCAUUAUUUGUAAUGCAACUUUUGCAGUAAUUCUCUAAGUGUAUGAGAAUUUUACAUAAAGGCAUGCACUACGAGUCUAUCUCUGUGACAUGUACUUCAGGUCAGAAAUUUUUUUGAGUAAAUAAUGAGCAAAUAUUAAACAUGCAAUAGCUAAUUAUGCUUUGUCCUUUAAUUUUCCAGCCUAAGAAUGCUAUAAGGAAGUACUGUAAGAAAAAUCCUCUGUAAAUCCAAUUGUUUGAGAAAUGCAUCUAAAAGCAGUAUAAUGAUUUCGGGGGGGCUCUUUCAUGCUCAAACCUUUUUUAGUCCUGGCUCAUACAAAUUGUUUUAAUUUCUAACAUAUUGUAUAGGUGGUGACAAAGCAGAGAAAGAAUUCCAAAAGGAUGACCUGAACUAUUGACAUUUCCCAUUGUACAAUAUUUUCAAUGUUCCUCAGAAAAUGGUAGUACCUCUGCAGAAUGGGUGUGUCUUGUCUUUAUUUAUGUAAAUUCAUAAAAGCAACAAAUGCAGCAGUUCACAAAACUGAACAAAGUUAUAGUCAAAGCUAUUAUGUUCAAUCAAAUAUGGCUCAGCAUACUGCCAUAAUUUUAUAAUGUUUUUGAAAUAAAGAAAGGUCAUGAAACUGUAAUCUGUAAAACUAUGAAGGGUUUUAAAAUGAUGCCAUGCAUUGAAGCAUGCUAAGCAAGUAGCGUGAUAAAUAAAGGAGUUUCCUAAAGCUCUACUGAA
Protopterus annectens (West African lungfish) is the source of this 2345-nucleotide messenger RNA. RefSeq names its product keratin, type II cytoskeletal 8-like. The transcript has 9 exons. Gene Ontology annotation, biological process: keratinization; intermediate filament organization. The record is from RefSeq and is a predicted model, not a curated record. Gene Ontology annotation, cellular component: keratin filament. The coding region runs from base 129 to 1463 and encodes 444 amino acids. Gene Ontology annotation, molecular function: structural constituent of skin epidermis. Lineage: Eukaryota; Metazoa; Chordata; Ceratodontiformes; Protopteridae.